GGAGCACAUCUGGAUUUCUCUGCGCCCUUUGCCUCCAAGCAACACAUCGAUUUUGCGCGUGAUCAAUGCGGACGACUCAAGAAACUCUCAAGUGAAUAAUUUAUGUGGGAUGAUUGAUUUGUAUUUGCGCAAAGAAAUCCAAAAUGGAGUAAACAUCUCAACAUAGAACUUCUCCAAUAUGUAGAAAUGAAAGUGUGAGUUUUUUUUUGUUGCUUUAGGACAAGUUGUUCCCGUGUCUCUGUGUGUGAUUACCGUUUCUUCACGUGAUAUGUAAAAGAGAUUAUUCAUUUCAAUAGGCAUGCUGGUCCUCCUCAGUCUUGUACCAGGUAUGUCUGACGAGUGGCGCCUUCAUGCCACACACGCCCUGCUUCACUUCGAGCUACACCUGCACCUGUCGGAUGUUACUUGGAAAUAAUCGAAGUUUGAGGAAAGAGAUGGUGGCGGGGUCUCGGUUCAGCACGUUGGACAGCGCUCGUGGAAGUUGGAGAGGACGGUGGCGCGCGGACACACUAGGAUUUUAAUUGAAAAUAAUUUUGGGGGAGCCGCUGCAGGGACCAUGGUUGACUUUAAGUGCUUAUUAUUAACACCAACAGGCGCAGGUAAACCGGGAGCGGACUUUCCGGAGUGAGACAUGGACUUUGCUGAAAUUAUUUUCGCUUUGUACAUCGUCGUGGUCGCGGUCGUCUCGUUGUUGUCAAACUUGUUGGUGCUGCUAUGUUUCGUCCACAGCAGCGAGAUACGCCGACAGGUGCCCGGCGUCUUCACCAUGAACCUGUCCUUCUGCAACAUCCUCAUCACAGUUCUGAACAUGCCGGCCACUUUGGUGGGGAUUAUCAGGGACCAGCAGCCUUUUGGGGAUUGCAUUUGCCACGCGGUGAGCUUUCUGGAGACCUUUCUGACCGCGAACACCAUGUUGAGCAUGGCAGCUCUCAGCAUAGACCGGUGGAUAGCGGUGGUGUUCCCGCUCAGCUACUCCACUAAAAUGCGCUACAAGGACGCGCUGAUCAUGGUGUGCUACUCCUGGCUCCACUCCUUCACCUUCUCCCUCACCGCGCUGCUCUUCUCCUGGGUCGACUACAACGCAGUGUACGCGUCCUGCACCUUGCAGCCGAGCGAGGAACGCGGCGACAGGAUUAAGUUUACAAUCUUCACUGUCGUUUUCCACGCCACCAGCUUCAUGCUCUCCCUGUUCAUAUUGUGUUUCACCUACUUGAAGGUGUUGAAAGUCGCCAGGUUUCAUUGCAAAAGGAUUGACAUUAUCACCAUGCAGACUCUUUUCCUACUGGUCGACAUUCACCCAAGCGUCAAACAAAGAUGUUUAGCGGAGCAAAAGAGGAGAAAGCAGAGAGCCACGAAGAAGAUCAGCAUCUUCAUCGGCUCAUUCAUCAUCUGCUUUGCUCCCUAUGUAAUUACAAGGUUGGCCGAGCUUCUACCUUUCGUGGACAUCAACCGCCACUGGGGAAUCAUCAGUAAGUGCCUGACAUACAGCAAGGCUGCGUCAGACCCCUUUGCCUACUCCCUCCUACGUCAGCAGUACAAGAAAGUCCUGGUUACUGUCGUCAACAGGCUGCUCCGCCGUGACCUGUACCCUUCCUCUGGCCACAACAGCUCUUUAGACACAGAGAACGACUACUGUCUCCAGAGGAUCAGCUAAUGGCACACGCGCGGACAUGGCAGACACACACUACAGGACAAAAAAAUAAAGGUUGCCUCUUGGAAGAAGGUGGGCGGAGGGAAAGACAGGAUAUUGUUAGGAAAGGAAAAGAGAGCAGAUAGAGGGGACAUGUUGUGGGUGGGGGGGGGGGGCAAAGAGAGAAGAUAAGUAUGGAAGAUAGUGGGUGGAGCGGAAUGAGAAGACAACUAAUGAGGGGGAGGAUGAAGAGGCGAAGGAGAAGACAGGUAGGGAGCAACGGGGACGAUGUGGAAACGUCGGACUCAGACAAUAUCGGUAAACAAGAGAUCUGUGAUUCAUCGGCGAAACACACAAAAGCACACAGAUGCACACACAGAUCAGACAAAUCAAUUUCAGCGAGGAGUCGUGGGUUCAGAUUAAUCUCAAACCGAAGGCUCACACAGCUGGACACCGGCCCCCCCUUUUCUUCUCUUUGUGCGACAUGUAUAAAGUGGCCUUUUGUACUGAACCAACCACUUUAUAAUGAUUUUAGCAAAUCCACAUGCAGUGACCUUUUCUUCCGCCCAGAGAGGUACAGAGGGACACAGCUCGAAGCCGAUAGUCGAUAGGUGCCGGAGGGAAGAUGCGAAAAGAAGUAAAGACUACGUCGGUCCUGCUUCUGGAUAAUGUACUCUUAGGUGUGGAUGAUCAACUGCUGCACAUCAUUGCCAUGUUCUGUAUUGACCAUGUUAGACUACUCUGCAGUGUCAUGUCAUUUACUGAAUAUUGAUGCACUUUGUCUAAUUCUUCUCAGAGCUACUACAGUUACAGGAGCCAAAGGCCAAUUACAUGUACAACAUUUUUAAUGGUAUGGCUGGUGAUGUUGUGCAUUUCUCUUAUUGUUAACAAGUGCCACGAGAAGACCAAAAUCAACAAUGUCUCAAUCCAGCUCUCAAUAUUUUCAGAUCCUUUUUCGUUUGAAGAUUUAUUUUGUUGUUGCAUUUCUGCCUUCAGACAGAAUCUAGCUGUCAAUCAAACAUUGCGCUUGUACACUAUAGUAUAGUAUAGGACCUCAAAGAUGUGUCAUGGAUAUAAACGUUCAUUUUUAAACAGGUUUCAUACUUUCUUAAAACAGCUGGGCUCUGUAGUUAUUAAGCAAACAUUACUCAAACAGAAGAAGACUUUUUUGGGACUAUUUUCAGACGUGGAUUGAUACACAUCUGGUGCACUGGUGAGUGUUUUACGGGAGCAGUAUGGGCAUGUUUGUUUGAGAGAAAGCAAACUGCAGUGCCCUGGUUCAUGGUAAUGAAGAAACAUGUCACCCAGUAAGUUUUUUAAUAGUAUUCAGACAAUUGUAAAAACAAGGAACACCCCAUUUGUGAUACUUUAAUGGCCAUCUUACCAUACUCCAAGUUCCUACGCCACUUAGUCUGCGAAGCAUCUUAGUUUUGACAUGUUUCACUUCAUUAAAUCCAACUCUCUUGUGAAUUGAACCAUCUUACUCACACGUCCAGGAGGCAGGGGUUGAGAGUAUUUGAAGAUUGCUACACACUGGUUAGCAGGAUCAAUUCAUUAUUGCUUUUGGUCUCUUCGUGAGAUUUGUUGACGAUAAGAAAAACGUAGAAUAUCCCCCGACUUAUCCUGCGUCUCCUUUUUGAGUUUGAAACUGAAUGUACUAGAGAUAGCCCACUUUUUUUGACUGAAAUGCAUUUGUACAACUGUGCUUUGUUUUGCAAGUUGAAUGGAGAAAAUGUUUCUAUGGAUAUUUACAUGAUGUUAUUAUAUAUUUUGCACUGUACAGGAACAACAUUUUGUCGAGAUAAAAGGGUGACGUAGCAUAGGCGAUGCUAGAAGUGCUUUAAACACACCGUUUCGUGUAUGUGCCAGAUUUGAACAUGUGACUUUUCCAGCGGUUCUAUACUAACCAGAAUAGCUGCUUUAUUAUUAAAAAAAUCUAUUUCUUUGGAUGUACUUUAUGCACAUGUAUUGUUCCUCCUGUAAGCCACUUGCUGUUCUUUGGCAGUGUAAUUAGAUAUUAGUGGAAUAUGUGCAAUAAAAGCUGUCAAUUAUAAAGCUA
Molecule: messenger RNA, 3689 nt
Organism: Cottoperca gobio
Lineage: Eukaryota; Metazoa; Chordata; Actinopteri; Perciformes; Bovichtidae
Product: G-protein coupled receptor 26-like
Exons: 3
Coding region: 632-1654 (340 amino acids)
Biological process (GO): adenylate cyclase-activating G protein-coupled receptor signaling pathway
Cellular component (GO): membrane
Molecular function (GO): G protein-coupled receptor activity
Source: RefSeq, a predicted model, not a curated record